Messenger RNA from Fopius arisanus, 932 nucleotides. RefSeq lists its product as uncharacterized. NCBI's taxonomy places the organism in Eukaryota, Metazoa, Arthropoda, Insecta, Hymenoptera, Braconidae. The transcript has 5 exons. The record is from RefSeq and is a predicted model, not a curated record. The coding region runs from base 105 to 932 and encodes 275 amino acids.
CAAUUGUGGCCACGAAAACAGGAUCCAAUUUUAACUCACCUCCAUUGUACACUGUUUGGAGGAUUUUCGGUGACUCGGGAUCUUUCCGGAGAGGAUUGGAAGUUAUGGAGUGGAGCCACGGGGGAUUGACGUUGUGUAUUCUAUUUAGUGUUCUGGGCACUGUUUCUUUAAGCAGUGAGGGGAGAGUGCUGUCCAGGAGGAGACGUUACGUCGUUUUUCCGGAAGGUUCGAGCUUCUCCGUUGCCUUGUGCAUGACGAUUCACACAUUGACCCCUGAUAAUAUUUUCACGGAGGGUCUCAAUUGGGGCAUCUCCUAUGAUUUACCCAAUGAGAGUAAACCAGCACUUGAACCAUUUCUCCAGUUACGCAAGGAUCGACCAAUUCCUGAGAAGUACCACUCUCAAGUAAGCAAGCAUCGUAACAUCAAAAACGAGAAUUCACUCAACUACAACAAUUGGUACAAGAGCACUGACAAUAGGUACUACAAUCUCGAUUACGGUAAAAAGUACUAUUAUCGGAAAUCGGAUUACGACUACAUUAAACGACGACAUCGUCGAGAGCUCUACAACAAGUUGGAGGUGAUCAUGAACGCGAUGGGUUUUCAAGGACGAACGUGUGUUUUGCGCGCCCUCUGCGAAGCUUCACAGCGUCUGAUGCCAAAAGGGGCGACUCUGGUGGAGGAAAUGAUGCGGAUUGUCUUCUCGCUACCGCUGAAGAGGAUGUUGCUGUCCCACGAGCCGUUGGAACACCACACAUACACAGAGGCUCAUCGUGCUGGCCACAGGGGCACCAGGUGCGAUGCCAUGUUCACGGGUUGUCCCUUCUCACUCAUAGACAUGGCCCUUGGGAAGUACAGCAGCGAGACUCUCUAUGGAUCUCCACCUGACCUACCAGAACCUGCAGAGGAGUCUGAAAAUUCGGUGAUGAGAUAA